This is a messenger RNA of Pseudoliparis swirei, 1438 nucleotides long. RefSeq lists its product as uncharacterized. The record is from RefSeq and is a predicted model, not a curated record. The transcript has 3 exons. Lineage: Eukaryota; Metazoa; Chordata; Actinopteri; Perciformes; Liparidae. The coding region runs from base 308 to 1438 and encodes 376 amino acids.
CUCUCCCUUCUCCGGAGACAUUUUUGGUGGCCAACAAUGGACAAGGACACUAAGGAGUACGUUGCUGCCUGUACUACAUGUGCCAGGAACAAGGCCUCUCAUCAGAGACCUGCAGGAUUGCUUCAGCCCCUUCCAAUCCCUAGUCGACCCUGGUCACACAUAGCACUGGACUUUGUCACCGGCCUACCGCCCUCACAAGGAAACAAUACUGUUCUAACCAUUAUUGACCGUUUCUCCAAAUGUGCCCAUUUUGUAGCUCUGCCGAAGCUCCCCUCAGCCCUGGAGACCUCCCAACUUCUCACCCAGCAUGUUUUCCGCCUGCAUGGAAUCCCGGCUGACAUCGUCUCCGACCGUGGCCCUCAGUUCAUCUCUCAGUCAAACGGUCAAACUGAAAGGGCCAAUCAAGACCUGGAAUCUACUCUCCGCUGUGUUGCCAAUCGCAAUCAAUCUACCUGGAGCUCCCUGCUACCCUGGGUUGAGUAUUCCUUCAAUUCACUCACGUCCUCCGCUACUGGUCUCUCACCUUUCGAAGCCUCCUUGGGGUACCAACCUCCCCUGUUUCCUGAGGAGGAGAGUGAAUUGGCAGUUCCGUCCGUCCAGCAACACAUUCGACGGUGCCGUAAGAUUUGGAGGGAGAACCCGCUCUGAACUCCUCCGGACGUCUGCCAGAAAUCAACGGUCAGCCAACCUUCACAGACAUGCCGCUCCCCCUUACACCCCUGGACAAUCAGUUUGGUUGUCUUCCAGAAACAUCUCCCUUCUCACCGAGUCUAAAAAGCUGUCUCCUCGGUUUCUUGGCCCCUUCCUCAUUGAGCGAAUCAUUAACCCCUCUGCUGUCCGCUUGAAGCUCCCCAGAACCAUGAAGAUUCAUCCCACGUUUCAUGUGUCCCAGAUCAAGCCAGUCCACACCAGUGACCUGUGCCCUCCGACCGUUCCCCCUCCUCCCCCCCGGGUCAUUGAUGAUCAUCCUGCCUACACCGUGCGGCGGCUCAUGGAUGUCAGGCGCCGGGGCAGGGGCUUUCAAUACCUGGUUGAUUGGGAGGGUUACAACCUGGAGGAACGUUGCUGGGUGCCUCGGUCACGCAUCUUGGACCCGGUCAUGUUGAGGGAGUUCCACAGGGCAAACCCUGACAAGCCUGGUGGUCGCCAGGAGGCUCCCAUUGAAGGGGGGGUACUUAUCCAUCUGCCUGCUCCUCUGCCUGCCACGUCCAGCCACCAUUCCUCCGUCUGGGUUCCUCCGUGCUUCCACGCACACCUGCCCCAGCCUACCAGCUCACGUCAGCUCUGGAACCCCGGCAUCGGACCUCCGCUCCUCUGUGCUUCCACGCACACCUGUCUUAGCCUGCUAGCUGUAGUCAGCUCUGGAUCCCCGGCUUCGGUCCUCCACUUCCACCUCGGAGGAGACUCGCUGCUGGUCCGGGACUUUGUGGAUUAUUAG